Messenger RNA from Nothoprocta perdicaria, 5066 nucleotides. It is a transcript of the gene ADGRB1, whose product is annotated as adhesion G protein-coupled receptor B1. Gene Ontology annotation, biological process: cell surface receptor signaling pathway; negative regulation of angiogenesis; G protein-coupled receptor signaling pathway. NCBI's taxonomy places the organism in Eukaryota, Metazoa, Chordata, Aves, Tinamiformes, Tinamidae. The transcript is spliced from 31 exons. Gene Ontology annotation, molecular function: G protein-coupled receptor activity. Gene Ontology annotation, cellular component: plasma membrane. The coding region runs from base 347 to 5032 and encodes 1561 amino acids. The record is from RefSeq and is a predicted model, not a curated record.
UAUAUAUAUGUAAGAGAGUGGAAGGAGCAGAGGGAGAGAGAGCGCUGCCAUCCUAUUUGGACUUCUCACGCUGCCCAAUGUUGGUCUGGUUACCCCUGGAUAUGUUGCUGGUUUCCAUUUGGAAUUUGACGACGACAAGACGGAGGAUAUAAACCCCCGGGGAGGUGUGCAAGGUGUUGUUUAUGGCCACAGGAGGGAGCUCAAAUCCAGAUAUGGGAGGAUUGGCUUGAUUUCAGAUCCUGAGCCUCUUAAACUCUCACUUUUCCACUAAGCUGGUCCCUGUUAUGUCCAGGAUCUGGCACCUGCUUGACAUUUACUUUGAGUUCCAGAGGACCAGAGACCUAGGAUGAGGAGCAUUGGAUCUGCCCUGAACCUGCUUUUGGUAUCGCCACUCUACUUUGUGUGGACCGUGGUUGCUCUGGACCUGGCACAAGCACCCUGCACCACUUUGGUCCAGGGGAAAUUCUUUGGAUAUUUCUCCUCCUUUGCUGUCUUCCCAUUGAACUCCUCUCUCUGCUCUUGGAUUAUCCAGAACCCUGACCCUCGGAGAUACACCUUGUACAUGAAGAUCCUGAAACCUACCAGCGUAUGUGACCACCAGCACAUCCGCACCUACCAGUUUGACUCCUUCCUGGAGUCCACCCGCACCUACCUGGGCAUGGAGAGCUUUGAUGAUGUGUUGAAGCUCUGUGAUGGGUCCACCCGCUACGCCUUCCUCCAGUCCAACAAGCAGUUCCUCCAGAUGAAACAGACCACACCACCAGGGCUGGAGAGCGGGCCCGUGCGAUGGAAGCCCACGAAGGCUCAGGAGAGGGACUUCUCAGUGGAGUACCUAGUGGUGGGCAACAGGAACCCUAGCAAAGCCGCUUGCCAGAUGCUCUGCAAGUGGCUGGACGCGUGCUUGGCCAUCAGCAGCAGCUCCCACCCAUGUGGCAUUAUGCAGACUCCAUGCUCGUGCUCAGGAGGCGAGGUCCUAGAUCAGGCCAGCGAGAUUCCGGGGUUCACAAAGAAGAAGGAAGACUGCUAUAAGGAUGGGAUUUACUUGGAGAACUGCAUGAGCAGCCCAAAGGACAGCAGUGGCGUGGAGUCCCUGGGUGGCUGGAAACCGUGGUCGGCUUGGGGCGACUGCACCAAGGACUGCGGGGGAGGCUUGCAGACCCGCAUGCGCACCUGCAAGCCCCUUCCCAACGAAGGCCUUGCCUGCGUGGGCGUCCUGGAGGAAGGAAGACUGUGCAAUAGGAAAGCGUGCAAUACCAAUGGACGCUAUAAUUCCAGAAGCCAAUCGCUGAGGUCCACAGAUAACAGAAAGCGAGAGGACACUGACGAUCUGCCGCACUACGGGUACCCUGCACCUCAAAUAGGUGAUCCUGCAGCAGAGGAGUGGUCCCCAUGGAGUGUGUGUUCAACUACCUGCGGAGAGGGCUGGCAGACCAGGACCAGGUUCUGUGUGUCGUCUUCCUACAGCACUCAGUGCAGCGGCCCUCUCCGGGAGCAGAGACAAUGCAACAACUCUGCCGUGUGCCCAGUGCACGGCACCUGGGAUGAGUGGUCUCCGUGGAGCCUGUGCUCUUCCACGUGUGGGAGAGGAUACCGGGAUCGGACCCGCACAUGCAAACCUCCUCAGUUUGGUGGGAACCCUUGUGAGGGCCCAGAAAAGCAAACAAAGUUCUGCAACAUUGCACUUUGCCCAGGCCACUCAGUGGACGGCAACUGGAAUGAGUGGUCGAGCUGGAGCUCGUGCUCUGCCUCCUGCUCCAACGGCACCCAGCAGCGGACAAGGGAAUGCAACGGGCCCUCCUAUGGUGGAGCAGAGUGUCAGGGACACUGGGUGGAGACCAGGGACUGUUUCCUACGGCAGUGUCCAGUGGAUGGUAAAUGGCAGGCAUGGGGCGUCUGGGGAAGCUGCACCACCACGUGUGGAGGUGGGACUCAGAGACGUGACCGUGUGUGCUAUGGGCCUUUCUUUGGUGGAGCGACUUGCCAGGGGCCCAAGGAAGAGUAUAAACAGUGCAAUGACAGGAAAUGUCCUGAGCCCCAUGAAAUCUGUGAUGAGGAAAACCUUGCCUCUGUGGUAUGGAAAGAGACGCCUGCUGGGGAUGCUGCAGCUGUCCGAUGUCCACGCAAUGCUACGGGGCUGAUCCUUCGAAGAUGCACUUUAGAUGAAGAAGGGAUAGCUUACUGGGACCCUCCAACAUACAUCAAGUGUGUUUCUAUUGAUUACAGAAACAUACAGAUGAUGACCAGGGAACAUCUUUCCAAAGCUCAACGUGGCUUGAUGGGGGAUGGACUGUCGGAUGUGCUCCAGAACCUUGUGGAAAUCUCUCAGGAUGGGACCAGCUACAGUGGGGACUUGCUGUCUACCAUCGACGUACUCAGGAAUAUGACAGAGAUCUUCCGUAGGGCUUAUUACAGCCCAACUUCUGGGGAUGUGCAGAACUUUGUCCAGAUCAUCAGCAACCUGUUAUCAGAGGAAAACCGUGACAAAUGGGAGGAAGCUCAGCUGACAGGGCCAAAUGCCAAGGAGUUGUUCAGGCUUGUGGAGGAUUUCAUUGAUGUCAUUGGCUUUCGCAUGAAAGAUUUCCGGGAUUCCUACCAAGUGACAGACAAUCUGGUCCUCAGCAUUCACAAACUGCCUGCUCACGCAGCAACUGACAUCACCUUCCCCAUGAAAGGCUGGAGGGGCAUGGUGGACUGGGCCAAGAACUCUGAGGACAAGGUCACCAUAUCCAAAAGCAUCCUCUCUUCGGGGCUGGCAGUGACAGACGAUUCCUCCGUCUUCGUGGUGGGGACUGUUCUGUACCGCAACGUGGGCAGCAUCCUCUCCCUCCAGAGGAACAGCACUGUUGUCAACUCCAAAGUCAUCUCUGUGACUGUGAAGCCAUUUCCCAGGUCUCUCCUUACCCCCUUGGAGAUUGAAUUCUCCCAUCUGUACAAUGGAACAACCAACCAGACCUGCAUCCUGUGGGAUGAAGCUGACAGAUCCUCCGCCUCCUCCUCCUCCUCGCCGCUCGGCGCCUGGUCCUGGCGCGGCUGCCGAACGGUCCCGCUCGACUCCUUCCGAACUAAAUGCCUCUGUGACAGACUCGCCACCUUCGCCAUCUUAGCCCAGCUCAGCCCAGACAUGAACAUGGAAAAGGUGCUGGUCCCUUCUGUCACGUUAAUUGUAGGCUGUGGAGUAUCUUCGCUGACACUUUUGCUGUUGAUUAUCAUUUAUGUCUCUGUUUGGAGGUAUAUCCGCUCAGAGCGCUCUGUCAUUCUUAUCAACUUCUGCCUAUCCAUCAUUUCCUCCAAUGCUCUCAUUCUGAUUGGACAAACUCAGACCCGGAAUAAGGUGAUCUGCACGCUGGUGGCAGCUUUCUUGCACUUCUUCUUCCUCUCCUCUUUCUGCUGGGUGCUGACAGAGGCCUGGCAGUCCUACAUGGCCGUGACGGGCCGGUUACGGAACCGCAUCAUCCGCAAGCGUUUCUUGUGUCUCGGAUGGGGGCUUCCUGCCUUGGUGGUUGCCAUUUCCGUGGGAUUUACUAAAGCCAAGGGAUACGGCACCGUCAACUACUGCUGGCUGUCAUUAGAGGGAGGUCUUCUCUAUGCCUUCGUGGGACCUGCUGCUGCUGUUGUUUUGGUGAACAUGGUUAUUGGCAUUCUGGUUUUUAACAAACUUGUAUCCAAAGAUGGAAUAACAGAUAAGAAACUGAAGGAACGGGCAGGGGCAUCUCUUUGGAGUUCCUGCGUGGUCCUACCUCUCCUGGCUCUGACCUGGAUGUCUGCAGUCCUGGCAAUCACGGAUCGGCGGUCAGCACUCUUCCAGAUCCUUUUUGCUGUCUUUGACUCACUGGAGGGUUUCGUCAUCGUGAUGGUCCAUUGCAUCCUAAGGCGAGAGGUCCAAGAUGCUGUCAAGUGCCGAGUUGUGGAUCGUCAAGAAGAGGGCAAUGGAGACUCUGGAGGGUCAUUUCAGAAUGGACAUGCUCAGCUAAUGACCGAUUUUGAGAAGGAUGUGGAUAUGGCUUGUAGAUCAGUGCUGAAUAAAGACAUCACCACCUGCAGGACCUCAACCAUCACAGGAACACUGAAGCGUCCAUCACUGCAGGAUGAAGAGAAAUUGAAACUCAAUCACCAGAAGGGGUCAUCAAACUUCAACAGUCUUCCAGCCAAUGUCUCCAAAAUGCAUCUUCAGGGCUCACCUCACUACCUAGGGGCCAUCAACCUGAAUGAAUUCAGCAAUCACACACUGACCUUGAAGAAGGACAAGAACCAGCCACCCAAGUCUAUUUACAUCUGCGAUGGGGACAUCUUCAAGAAGCUGGAUUCAGAACUCUCCCGGGCACAAGAGCAAACACUGGACACCAGCUACGUAAUUCUGCCUACCAACACAUCUACUUUACGGGCCAAACCACCCAAGGAUGAGAGCAAAUACAGCAUCAAUAUUGACCAGAUGCCCCAGACACGGCUCAUCCACCUCAGUAUGGCGACUGACCCCGGCUUUGUUGUCAAGAGUCCCCCUCGAGAGCCCGUAACCAUGACAUGCAGUGAGGUGCAAGGUUCCUCCAUGAUACAACAGCAGCAGCAGCUGCCUCCACCAAACAUCUCCAACGAGACACAGAUUCCCAACAGCUUGUGUGACAUGGGUGACUCAGGGAACUCAGGUGUAGUGUCCAAGAGCGAGACUGUCUCCACCCUCUCCAUGAGCUCUUUGGAGAGGCGGAAAUCUCGGUAUGCAGAGCUAGAUUUUGAGAAAAUCAUGCACACAAGAAAACGUCACCAAGACAUGUUCCAAGACCUGAACAGAAAACUGCAGCACGCAGAGAAGGAGAAAGAGUCGCCAACAACGGACAGUAAGCAAGAGAAACAGCAGACACCAAACAAGAGACCCUGGGAAGGAAUCAGGAAAGUCCAGUCUCCGCCGUCAUGGGUUAAAAAGGACAUGGAACCUGUGGCACAGUCUCCCUUAGAACUCAAAACUGUGGAGUGGGAGAAAACAGGGGCCACCAUCCCGCUGGUGGGACAAGACAUUAUUGACCUUCAGACGGAGGUCUGAGCGGAAAAAGAGAGAAAGGGACUGCUAUUUUUUU